Glycine soja is the source of this 1221-nucleotide messenger RNA. RefSeq names its product serine/arginine-rich splicing factor SR45a-like. Gene Ontology annotation, biological process: positive regulation of mRNA splicing, via spliceosome. Gene Ontology annotation, molecular function: RNA binding. The transcript is spliced from 10 exons. Bases 133 to 876 code for a protein of 247 amino acids. Lineage: Eukaryota; Viridiplantae; Streptophyta; Magnoliopsida; Fabales; Fabaceae. Gene Ontology annotation, cellular component: spliceosomal complex. The record is from RefSeq and is a predicted model, not a curated record.
AUAGUGACACAAUUUUCCUUUAAACUUACUAGUUGAAAGCCCUACCCUAUAGAUAACAUCCGUGCUGAUUACACAAGGUCAAUUCAUUUGGGCACUGUCUCUGUUCCAAAACCCUAAUCGGUCUUCCAGAAAAUGGCUGAUUCUCCCCUUGCAAGGAAUUCAAGGUCCCCUUCCCCGUGGAAAGCUCAGUCGAGAUCUAGGUCUAGGUCAAGAUCUAGGUCGAGGUCUAGGCCUAGACAAAGGCCAAGAUCCCGUUCUAGAAGUCAUGGCAGGUCAAGAUCACCAAUUCAUGGAAGGUCAAGGUCACCCAUUCAUGGAAGGUCCGAGCCUUCAAAUCCUGGUGACACACUUUAUGUAACCGGUCUAUCUUCAAGGGUCACUGAAAGAGACCUAGAGGAGCAUUUCUCCAAGGAAGGAAAGGUUUCUUCAUGUUUUCUUGUGGUGGAGCCCCGUACACGGAUUUCUCGUGGUUUUGCUUUUGUUACAAUGGAAUCUGCUGAGGAUGCGGAGCGCUGUAUCAAGUAUCUCAAUCAAUCAGUUUUAGAGGGUCGUUACAUCACAAUUGAGCGGUCACGAAGAAAACGCGCAAGAACUCCAACCCCAGGGCACUAUCUUGGACUGAAAAACACUAGGGAGUAUGGCUUUCGUGGUGAGCGGGGAAGGUAUCGCGAUGGUCCUGACCGUGACAAUUAUUCACGCCGUAGGUCUCCAAGGCGUUCACCGUACAGAGGUGGCCAAGAUUAUUCACCCCGGCGCUCACCCUAUGGGGGAAGGUCUAGGAGGGAUAGCUCUAGGUCGCUUCCUUAUUCUCCACAUGGUAGCCCAGACAGGAAGUAUGCUCGUGGAUCUAGUUUGCGCCCUAUAUACAAUGUAUAAAGCUUAUUGGUGGAAGCUGCUGUUUCUGUGUGACUAUAUGAGUGUGCCUUUUCUCGAAGUCACACUGGAAGUUAGAGGGGACAAAAGUGUGAAAAUUUCAAUUUGAAGCAUGUAAGAAUUUGCUUUAGGGAAUUGAGACUUCGGCAAGAAUUUUCCGUGGCUGCGUAUGCCCCAAACGUUUAUGCAUGUGAUGCUGCCUACGAUUUCAACACCCAUUUUUACCCAAACCAUAACUCUAUUGUAAACGUUACCCUUGAGCCAUUAUCUGCUGGUGAAUUAAGCGUUGAAAAAUGUUAUCAUUUCUCAAACAUCCCCGAAUUAAUUUUAUUUGCACGAUUCUUGAAA